Haplochromis burtoni (Burton's mouthbrooder) is the source of this 681-nucleotide messenger RNA. RefSeq names its product alpha-1B adrenergic receptor-like. Gene Ontology annotation, biological process: phospholipase C-activating G protein-coupled receptor signaling pathway; cell-cell signaling; adenylate cyclase-activating adrenergic receptor signaling pathway. The coding region runs from base 259 to 681 and encodes 140 amino acids. Lineage: Eukaryota; Metazoa; Chordata; Actinopteri; Cichliformes; Cichlidae. The record is from RefSeq and is a predicted model, not a curated record. The transcript has a single exon. Gene Ontology annotation, molecular function: alpha1-adrenergic receptor activity. Gene Ontology annotation, cellular component: membrane.
GCCGGUGAGAGUGGGAUCCGGUCCUGCGUGUCCUUCACUCAGACUUUCCCACAUCAUCACUUGGACCAUAAAAGGACACAGAGCCGCUCCCGCUCCGCAGCUCAGCCCGAGGAGGAGCUCCGCGGGCCGGCGGGAGUCAGUCACACCGCCCGGAGAGCCGAGCCUUCACCUGCGGGGAUUUAACAGCAACGUGGAAACUUUUUAAAAUCAGAUUUGAGAAAGUCUCGGAUCCUCUGCGGGUCUGCGCCACGGUCAGCCAUGAGUCUGUGGACUAACGGCUCCUCCGUGGAUCUGUUCCCCGGGACAAAGACCCCUCCGCCGGACUCCAACUCCUCCAACCGCACCGUCGGGCCCCCCGGAGCCGCCCCGCUGGACCUGAGCCGGGCGGUGCCGGUCGGCAUGGUGCUGGCAUCCUUCAUCAUGUUCGCCAUCGUCGGGAACAUCCUCGUCAUCCUGUCCGUGGUCUGCAACCGACACCUGCGGAUCCCCACCAACUACUUCAUCAUCAACCUGGCCAUCGCCGACCUGCUGCUGGGCACCACCGUGCUGCCCGUGUCCGCCACGGAAAUAUUUUCCAUGUCCCGGGCUUGGGCAACCGACACCCCUGCGGAUCCCACCAAAACUUACUUUCAUCAAUCAACGCUUGCCUCGCCGACCUCUGCUGGGCACCACCCGUGCUGA